GAGAGGGUUUUGUUUUCUGACGCUGCGUGAGUUCCCCGACACACCGGGGACACAUAUUGAUGUAUAAAAGACAUCACAAAGUGCAUUUUCUGUGGUAGGUCCCCUUUAAACAAGUGUGUAAAAGAGACGACUAAACGCCAUCAGGCCGAACAUUAGCCUUUAGCUUGGCGAUGGUGACGGGAAGUCAUGUGACUGGUUUGCAGUUCCUUUAUAGCUUAACGUUAGCUUUUUACUUCUGGAGAUUGCAUUGACUCUUCCACUCAAUCAUUAUAAACGUGGUGUUAAUGUGUGGAGAUUAUCCUGCUCAACAAAACGUGUAAGUAUCAUAAAAGUUUGUUUACCACAGAGACUAUUUUCUCAGAUAUUCUAAAUCCAAUGGAAAAAUCCCAUUGACUUUUUGUCCGGGGAGCUCUUAAUAAGAAGAAUCCAUUUUAUUUAUAAGUGCACUUUUCAUUUGAGUAAACACAACUCAAAGUGCUACAGAGUAAAAUGGUUGAAACAAAACAACAAAAACUAAUUAAACAACACAAUAGCAUGGCAACACGUGGGGUUUUAACGAUCUAGUAAAAGGCUGAUCUAAAAAAAUAUGCGUUCUUAGGCCUUUUUUAGAAGCACAGUUCUUGUGAUGCUUACUUCCUGGUCUACAGAAAUACGUCCUUACGGCGCCGCUCCAUUUGAAGCACAUCUAAUAAAUAAGACCUGCAGAUCUCAAGAGCUUGCAGUCGAAGUCCAGACAGAGACUCUCUCCAUUUUAGUAAGAUAUCAGGCUUUUUGUACAGAGAUUCAUACUUUUACGUUCAUUUUUGAAAGUUUUUAUAUACUUUUAUUGGAUGCACUCAAUAUCCAAACAUGCAUUGACACUCUGUCCGUUGAUGAUUGCAAACCAAACUACAUUUAAAGUCUUAAAGACAACAACGCUGGUGUCCCGAGAGCUUUAUCUCUGUGGAGAUGAGCGUGUCCUCUGCCAAUGGGACCAUGGUCAUUCAGUAUCGAGACUCCUUCUCUAAAGCUGUGGCCAAGAAUGUGAUCGUGGUGGUGAUCGGGAUCUCCAUCAACUACAUCAAUGUGGGUCUCAUUCACACCUUCUGCAAACACCAGAUCUUCUACACGAAUCCUCGGUACGUCCUCUUCAUUCACCUGGUGAUCAACGACAUGAUCCAAGUGACUCUUUCCCUUUGCAUGUUCAUCAUCAGCUACACCAUCUACAAAAUAAACGCCUCUGUCUGCUGCACCUUCAUCCUGAUGGCUCUCAUCAUGACUGAAAACACGCCUCUGAAUCUGGCCUGCAUGGCAAUUGAAUGUUACAUCGCCAUUUGUUUCCCUCUACGCCACGCACAUAUCUGUACCAUCAAGAGAACGCUGAUCCUGAUUGGUCUGAUCUGGACGACCACCAUGUUGUCUUGUCUCCCUGACCUCUUCAUCACUUUGGCCACAGUGCCACUGGACUUCUUUCAGUCAAAGAUCUUCUGCCUCAGAAAAACUACCUUCCCAAAUCCCAUCAUCUUGGAGAAGAGAAAUAUAACCUAUAUUGUGUAUCUGAUUGUGGUUUGGUUUGUUAUCUUUUUCACCUAUUUUAAAAUCCUGUCCACUGCUAAAACAGCUAGCAGUAAUGCUAAAAAGGCCAAAAACACAAUCAUUCUGCAUGGGUUUCAGGUGCUGCUUUGUAUAACAAACUAUAUAUCCCCCCAGUUUCAAGAUUCCCUGAUACAAAGGUUCCCUGAAAAUAUUACAGACAGCCUUUUUGCUUUCUAUAUUGUUCUUAUGAUCAUGCCAAGAGCAAUUAGUCCAAUAGUCUAUGGCAUACGAGACACGUCCUUUAGGAAGUACCUGAAAACGUAUCUGCUGUGUAAGAGCCCACAGUAAGCAUUGGGAUUUCCAACCUGAAUGCUUUACAUGGAAAUCCUAAAUCCUAAGUCUUUACACGUGAAAGAUGUCCCCAUUGAGGCUAAUCAAGAUGCAUUAAAACACGAGUUACAGUCUGGUAAUAAGUCCCACUGUUUGUAAAGACUUUCUUAGCGAUGGCAGCAGGGGCAGAUCUAGACAAAUAUUCAUGGGGUGGCAAGAGGGUGGUAGGAGAUUUUGAGGGGUGGCAUCCCCUGGCAGAAGUAUAUGCUGAUUCAAUCGCAGUCAAAUCAAUCAAUGUUAACUUGGAAAGCCACAAUAUUGAUAUUUUAACUCAAUAACAUUAGGUG
This is a messenger RNA of Gymnodraco acuticeps, 2192 nucleotides long. RefSeq names its product odorant receptor 131-2-like. Gene Ontology annotation, biological process: G protein-coupled receptor signaling pathway. Gene Ontology annotation, cellular component: membrane. The coding region runs from base 949 to 1863 and encodes 304 amino acids. The transcript has 3 exons. The record is from RefSeq and is a predicted model, not a curated record. Lineage: Eukaryota; Metazoa; Chordata; Actinopteri; Perciformes; Bathydraconidae. Gene Ontology annotation, molecular function: G protein-coupled receptor activity.